This is a messenger RNA of Rubroshorea leprosula, 1181 nucleotides long. The record is from the annotation of a GenBank genome assembly. Lineage: Eukaryota; Viridiplantae; Streptophyta; Magnoliopsida; Malvales; Dipterocarpaceae.
CGGCCCCCCAUUUCUCUCCGUCCACUUUAAAUCCAAAAACACUCCAAAAUACCUCUUCCUCUUCCCUCUCUCUUUACCGGCGUCGCUCUCUUUCAACCGCCGAUCACUGCUAUUGAGUCCGUCGGCUCCUUGCUCGGUGAUCAAUCUGAUCUGAUUUGAUUUUGAUUGAAGAAGAGACGAAGGCGAAGGGUAGUUAUGUCUCUGAGACCAAGCGCGAGGACUGAGGUCCGGAGGAACAGGUACAAGGUGGCGGUGGAUGCGGAAGAAGGUCGGAGGAGAAGGGAGGACAACAUGGUGGAGAUCCGGAAGAACAAGAGAGAGGAGAGCUUGCUCAAGAAGCGUCGCGAAGGCCUUCUUGCUCAGCAAAACCAGCAACAGCAACUCCUCUCCGCCACAUCUGCGUCCGAUAAGAAGUUAGAAAGUCUUCCGGCUAUGGUUGCGGGUGUUUGGUCCGAUGAUGGUAACGCACAGCUUGAGGCAACUACUCAAUUCCGGAAGCUGCUGUCAAUAGAACGCAGUCCGCCUAUUAAUGAAGUAGUACAAUCUGGUGUUGUUCCUCGCUUUGUCGAGUUCCUUGCAAGGGAUGAUUUUCCACAGCUUCAGUUUGAGGCUGCCUGGGCCCUUACAAAUAUUGCGUCGGGGACAUCUGAAGACACUAGGGUUGUCAUUGAUCAUGGAGCUGUUCCCAUUUUUGUUAAACUUCUAGGUUCUCCAACUGAUGAUGUGCGUGAACACGCAAGAUUGCAAUCUGCUGUGUGGGCACUAGGAAAUGUUGCUAGAGACUCUCCUAAAUGUCGUGAUCUUGUACUUAGCCAUAGGGCCUUGCAACCGUUGCUCGCACAAUUCAAUGAACAUGCCAAGCUCUCAAUGUUGAGAAAUGCAACCUGGACUUCGUCAAACUUCUGCAGGGGCAAGCCACAACCUGCAUUUGAGCUGGUUUCGUUUUUUUGGGAUAACCAAAUAGAAUUGGUAGAAUUCUUUUUAAUUGUUUUCUAUGUCAGUUGCUGAUAGGUAGUGCUUCUGAAAUUUGAUGAGCAGACAAAGCCAGCUCUACCAGCUCUUCAGCGCCUCAUUCAUUCAAAUGAUGAAGAAGUCCUUACAGAUGCAUGCUGUGCGCUGUUUGUGUGUCAAUCAGUACAUCUUUAUCCAAAGUGCCAAAUUAAGAAAACCAAUUGUUUCAU